Molecule: messenger RNA, 2224 nt
Organism: Brachypodium distachyon (stiff brome)
Lineage: Eukaryota; Viridiplantae; Streptophyta; Magnoliopsida; Poales; Poaceae
Product: premnaspirodiene oxygenase
Exons: 4
Coding region: 229-1962 (577 amino acids)
Molecular function (GO): iron ion binding; oxidoreductase activity, acting on paired donors, with incorporation or reduction of molecular oxygen; heme binding
Source: RefSeq, a predicted model, not a curated record
CGGCACUAGUGAGCAGUAGUAGCCUUCGGUCCAGCUUUCGUUUCGCAUAGCCUCGCCGGCUCUGACGAGUCACGAUCUCUGACAAGACACAACAAUUACCCAUAUCAACAACAAAUAUUCCAUCUAUACCCGCAAAAGGAGAUUCUCGACAUAAAUUAUAAAGCUGUACUUUGUUGAUGUUACUGAUGCUGGCUGGUGAAGAAAGUUUCUCCAUGCUGCUGCUAUGAUAUGCACUGUAUCGCUACAGCUGAAAGCCAUUCGACCGUGGAGAUGGAGGAGGGGUACUGGUUAAGCUUAAGCUUGGGCUUCAUAGCCCUAUCCACCACCAUACUAGCCUUCUGGUUUCUGAAUCCCUCCUUCGUCUCCGGCGGCAAUCGCAAGCCCAAGAAGCAGCAGCUGCCUCCUGGGCCAUGGGCGCUCCCGAUCAUCGGCAGCCUCCACCACCUGUUCCUCAGCCGGCUCCCUCACCACCGCACGAUGAUGCAGCUGUCCCGCCGGCACGGCCCGCUGAUGCUCCUCCGGCUAGGCGAGGUCCCCACGGUGGUCGUCUCCGGCGCCGAGGCGGCCGAGCUCGUGAUGAAGGCCCACGACCCGGCGUUCGCGAGCCGGCCGCGCGGCGCCACGCAGGACAUCUUCGGCGGCGGCAGAGACAUUACCUUCGCGCCCUACGGCGCCGCCUGGCGCCAGAUGCGCAAGAUCUGCGUCGUCGAGCUCCUAAGCGCCAGGCAGGUCAGGCGCAUGGAGCACAUCAGGGCCGACGAGGCUGGCAGCAUCGUUCGCUCCAUAGCCGUCGCCGGCGGCGUCGUCAACGUCGGCGAGAAGGUGAUGCGGGUGGCUAACGACGUGGUGUCGCGGGCGGUGUUCGGCGGCAAGUUCGCGCGGAGGCAGGAGGAGUACCUCCGGGAGCUGGACGAGGCGCUCGCACUUGCGGGCGGCUUCUGCCUCGUCGACCUCUUCCCGUCGUGCCCACAACGGCUACUAAGGUGGAUCAGUGACGAUGAGCGGCGCAUGAGGAGGAGCCACGGCCGCAUCCAGCAGAUCAUCGACGACAUUGUCGACGAGCGCAAGGCGGCGGCACGAGCCGCUGCUGCUUCCAGCGACGAAGGCGGCCGCAGAUCCGUCAACGAUGAUGAGGACCUACUGGAAGUGCUGUUGAGACUGCAAGAGGAGGACUCAUUGGAGUUCCCUCUCACUACAGAUACUAUGGGCGGCAUCUUGUUUCUGACGCCGGCGAUCAUUGAGUCCCAACCCCAAGAUUCAUAUAGUUGUGUGUCGUUGAGAAGAGACACGGAAGAAGAGUGCAAGGACUUGUUAUUUCAAUCGACUGAACCAAAGACUAUUGAGAGAAUGGACAUGUUUGCAGCUGCCACGGACACCACAGGAACAGUUUUGGAGUGGGCUAUGUCAGAGCUCGUCCGUCAUCCUAAAGCCAUGGCUAAGGCACAGACAGAGAUUCGAGAGGUGCUAGGUGAUCGAGCUGUCAUCACAAAUAGCGACUUUGGUGAACUCCACUACAUGCGGAUGGUCAUUAAGGAGACUCUUAGGAUGCAUCCACCCGCUCCACUAAUCCCCCGGACGACCAGAGAGGACUGUAAAAUUAUGGGUUAUGAUAUGCUUAAAGGCACCAAUGUAUACAUUAAUGUCUUUGCUGUCUCCAGGGAUCCAAAGUACUGGAAAAAUCCUGAAGAGUUCGAUCCUGAGAGGUUUGAGAACUUGCACGACAUGGAUUACCAUGGGACACACUUUGAAUACACCCCCUUCGGGGCUGGGCGGAGGCAGUGCCCUGGGAUACUAUUUGGCGUGUCAACCAUUGAAAUUGUUUUGGCAAAUCUUCUCUACCACUUUGACUGGGUGCUUCCUGGUGGGUUGAGCCCAGAGUCGCUGGACAUGUCUGAGAAAUUCGGGAUCACUGUAAGUAGAAGGUCUGACCUGCAGCUCAGAGCUAUUCAGCGUCUAUGCUAGCUGCAAAGCAAUGCUGUCCAAGAAAUUAUCUAUCUAUGUGGCAUUGUAUGGUUUUAUAGGUGCACCUUCAGGCUUCAGCAUAUGCUUUUAUUGUAGUUGUAAUAAAGGAAGUUAAAUGCAAACGUUCUGGUAUGGUACUACCUGCAAUUUGUAUUUCAUUGCAUUGCAGCAAACACAACGUAGUACUCCAUGAGCCACACAGAACAUGAUUGUAUUAGUUGUAUGUUUACGAACUUAGUAAUUUGCCUGUGGAACUGCACUC